GGAGCGCGGCGGCGCCUCUGCCACCAAACUCCUGGGGCUCCGCGGUGUUCGGAUCCAUCUCUUCCCUAGCCCGCGGAAGCCUCACCAGGCUGCAGCUUCACUUUUUUCUCGUUUUUCUUUUUCUUUAAAAAGCACACCCCUCUCCACCCCCGCCUUCUGAUCACCGCAGCCCAGACAUCCCCGGGCUCAUCUCUCUGGGGCUGCCCAUCUCUCCCGCUGCCCGUGACGACGCGCGCCCAACGUUGGGCGAAGCAAAGAAGAAAAACUUGUCGGAGGGGUUUCUCCAGCCUCCACUAACCCGCCCUCUCCCGCGAACCCCAAGCAUCCGCCGGAGCCAGUCCUAAGUCUGGGAAAGUUCCUCCGGUGCUCGGCGCCCUCUUGGAUUUGCAGGGCACGGGUGCUGGCUGUGGAAUUAGAUAUGUUUUGAACCCAGUGGAGCGCGUCGCGAGCGCUCGGAAGUCACAGUCCUCGGGAGCCCGGGUGGCGCUGCUUGUGAGAAUCCGGGAGUUUGCCGGCCCGCCUGCAAGUGACCUUUCCUCCCCGAACUUGGUGGUCCUGUGUCGCCUGAGAGCUGCGAGGUGGCAAGUUGAGGAGAGAGCCCCCGAAGUCCGGAGAGGAUUAGGCUGCCCCUCCUUCUCUCGUCGCUGUUCUCUGCUACGGUGAGAGAAAGCCUAUCGAAACUGACCAGGACCUCCGGAUCCCAUCCGAGACCCACCGCAGAGCUCGACCGCUAGCCCGAUUCCCACGGAGAGCCCGGAGCCCAGGCGUCAAGGAAAGACUCGCGGGGCAGGGAAGGGAGGUCGAAGCAGCAGCAUGGCGAGGUUCCUGAGGGCCGACCUGGCGGCAGCAGGAGUUAUGCUACUUUGUCACUUUUUAAUCGACCAAUUCCAGUUCGCCCAAGGGGAGCCUGGAAAUCAAAUCACGGAUUGGAAGUAUGAUGUUUCAAAGGCCUUUCCUCAAAGAGACGAUGGGGUGGAUGUGGACUCACAAGCAUACAGCCACAGAUGGAAAAGAAACUCGGACCCUUUUAAGGCAGUAGACACAAACAGAGCCAGCAUGGGCCAAGACUUGCCAGAGCCCAGAGGCUUCACUGACCUGCUACUGGAUGAUGGCCAGGACAACAACACCCAGAUCGAGGAGGACACAGAUCACAAUUACUACAUAUCUCGGAUAUAUGGUCCAACAGACUCUGCCAGCCGAGAUCUGUGGGUGAACAUCGACCAAAUGGAGAAAGACAAAGUGAAGAUUCAUGGGAUAUUGUCUAACACUCAUCGGCAAGCAGCGAGAGUGAAUCUGUCCUUCGAUUUUCCAUUUUAUGGUCAUUUUCUACGUGAAAUCACUGUGGCUACUGGGGGUUUCAUAUACACUGGAGAAGUUGUACACCGAAUGCUAACAGCCACACAGUACAUAGCACCUUUAAUGGCAAAUUUUGAUCCUAGUGUAUCCAGAAAUUCAACUGUCAGAUACUUUGAUAAUGGCACAGCACUUGUUGUCCAGUGGGACCAUGUCCACCUGCAGGAUAAUUACAACCUGGGCAGCUUCACAUUCCAGGCAACACUCCUCAUGGAUGGACGCAUCAUCUUUGGAUACAAAGAAAUACCUGUCUUGGUCACACAGAUAAGUUCCACCAACCAUCCAGUGAAAGUCGGGCUGUCUGAUGCAUUUGUCGUUGUCCACAGGAUCCAGCAAAUCCCCAAUGUUCGAAGAAGAACAAUUUAUGAAUAUCACCGAGUAGAACUACAAAUGUCAAAAAUUACCAACAUUUCAGCUGUGGAGAUGACCCCACUCCCCACAUGUCUGCAGUUCAAUGGCUGUGGUCCUUGUGUAUCCUCUCAGAUUGGCUUCAACUGCAGUUGGUGUAGUAAACUUCAAAGAUGCUCCAGUGGAUUCGACCGCCACCGGCAGGACUGGGUGGACAGUGGAUGUCCGGAAGAAGUACAGUCAAAGGAGAAGAUGUGUGAGAGCGCAGAGCCAGCGGAGAGUUCUCAAACCACCACAACCUCACACACAACCACCACGCAAUUCAGGGUCCUGACCACCACCAGGAGAGCCGUGACAUCCCAGCUGCCCACCAGCCUGCCCACGGAAGAUGACACCAAGAUAGCACUGCAUCUCAAAGAUAACGGAGCCUCUACAGACGACAGUGCAGCUGAGAAGAAAGGAGGAAGCCUUCACGCCGGCCUCAUUGUUGGAAUCCUGAUCCUGAUCCUCAUUAUAGCAGCAGCCAUUCUGGUGACAGUUUAUAUGUAUCACCACCCAACAUCAGCAGCCAGCAUCUUCUUCAUUGAGAGACGCCCAAGCAGAUGGCCAGCAAUGAAGUUUCGAAGAGGAUCGGGACACCCUGCCUAUGCGGAAGUUGAGCCUGUUGGAGAGAAAGAAGGUUUUAUUGUGUCAGAGCAGUGCUAAAGUUUUAGGACAGAGCAGCACCAGUACUGGCUUACAGGUGUUACGACUAAACUUUGCUUAUACCUUUAAAACAGACACACACCACAGCCACACACAAAGGAGCCCUAAACUGCUGUAGCCAGAAGGGAGACAAGAUUUCUGGACGAGCUCAGCCCAGAAACAUUGAAAGGAAAACUCAAACUUGUACAAGACACCAUGUACACUGACUGUAACAUUCCCUACUGGAAUGACAUCCAUGGUUCACGAAGAACAUCUCCUGUGGACUUGCCAGAAGUGUGACAAGAUGACAAUGUUUUUGGUUUAGGUGCAGGGUUGCAAAGGGAUCAAGGAAAAAUAAUGAUAAUAAAUAAAGCUUUAGUUCACAAGGGAUUUACUCCUUUGAUUCCAAUGUUCUCUGAUGUCUCAAAGAUAACCAUGUUUCAGAGUCUGAAUAUUUUCACUGGGAAGAGCAAUGAUGAAUGCUUCAAGAUUGCUGGAAACAAUGGCUCACAUGAGAGCAAAACCAAACAGAAACAGAGGUUUCUCUAUCUUUUUCAAACAGACUUUCGGCAAAAGAAUUAGUUUUUGCUCUAAACCCAGACGCUCCACCAGGUUCAUUACUUCUCAGGAUGAACCUUUCAUCUGUUUGGAAGUUCAUUAUGCCUGCCUCUUCCUGGGUAGUGAGUACCCUUUCUGUUGGCUGGGACACAAUUCCCAGUGCUAAGCUGAGGACUAGAGAGGAGGGCAUAGCCGGUGAGGGUUUCCAUUCUCUCACUUCAGAAUAAAAUGAGUUUUGUUGUCAGGGGUGCUGCCUCCUCUCCCACCUGGACUCCUGAGAAGCCUCAUUUAAUCUUGGCUAAUGGUAACAAACAGAAAUAACAGGAAGAAUUAGGUGGUCAUUUUUUGAGACAAAUAUCUUAAGGGAUUUUAACACUGUUAUUUUGAAAGUUCACCAUAUCUGUAUGACAAACCUGUUUCAUUGUCAAUUCCUGUCUAAGAAAUCAUUCAAGUCAACGUAUUUCUGGUUAUAGGGGAAAAAAAACAGAAUGAAAUAACCCUGCUGAAUCACACAGUAAUUUUCUUUAAAGCACAUAGUAGUUACAUAAUAUAUAUAUAUAUAUAAAUAUAUUUUUGUUUAUAACUAACACAAGGCAGGCUCUUGUGGCUCUAAAGAGUGUAUUUUGUCAUCAAGACAAAGCAAAUGCAAGAUGAAUCACGGCAUUCCUCCCACAACACUGUAAGAUAAUCCUUAAUAUUAGCAUAUUUUUAUGUCACUUCCAGAAGUGGUUCAUUUAGUUGCAGCAUGCUUCGUCUUGCCGCCUAUGGAUCCACUCUUUCAUUCAUUCCAACCCCCUCUCUCUUGAUUCAAAGAAGCAGUUGUAAAUGUCCCUUGAGUGGAGUUCUCAUUGAUACUCUGAUUGCAAUCCAAACUUUGAAAAAUUCCCAAAAGAGAAGAAAGAAAAUGUAACAGUCAAAAAGGAAAGUUGUUAAUGUAAACUAUAUCUCUAAACCUGAGGUUCUGUGGUGUAGAAUUCUGCCAACCACUAUACCUGUAAACCUUUGGCAUUCUGUACCAAAAAAAAAAAAAAUCAUAGUUCUUACAAGGUACAUCAUUCAACAUUUGCAGAUUUUUGCAGAUUCAAGUUACACAAAGCAAAGGUUCCCAGUAGUAGCACUUCACUGACAGUUUACAAUCUAUGUACGAUGUCUACACUGGACAGCAUCCAUCCCCUAACAGAGUGUCACAUUGUUAUCCCCAGUGUCUGGCAUAAGUGAGGGCUCUUUUCUUUCAAUGUAUUUUGCUUUACACCUUGAAGUAUUUGAAGACAGUAACAUUUCCCUAACCUCAGAUAAAACUAUCAGAAAACAAAGGUAGACAAGCAGCACGAUUGUAGGAUGUGAUGACAAUCUGUGCCCCAGGUAUGCUCAAGCAAUAAGAAAUAAAUCAGCUUAUUCUUGUUGGUGUAAUUUUGGUGAGAAAGCAGUAUCCAAAUGACUUGCCAAUGUAACUGGUGUAACUGGUAUUUUACAGACACAUAAGGUAUACAUAGACGACUUUCCUUUUAGGAUAAGAUGAUGCUUUCACAAGCUUUGACAAUAAGCCUGGCUUCCAACAGCAAUGGAUUGGCAGCCACAUAAAUCUUUUGCAUCUGCAUCUCACUCAACAUAGUUCCUACAAGUAGUAAUAUUAUCUUUAUACCCGUCAAAGCUCAUCUUCCGUUUUUAAUUAAAACCAUUGAUAAUUCUUUUAAAUGACUACAUAAGACCCUCUGACUUACUCAGUGUAUCAAAGAACCAAAUAACAGAGAAAUUGGAAGCAAGAAGGUUUCUAAGUUAUGUGGAAACUUUCUAAGAUAGCUGAGAGAGAAUAAGGAGUACUGCAUUGUAUGAAUCCACAAAAAUCCUGGUAGAAUCUCUUUGCUCUAUGAAACUUUAAUUCUGUUUGUACUUCUGGUCUGUUCUUGAAUUCUGUUUACUUCAGAGGAAGGGCACAUAGAGGUUCUAGAAAUUUCAAAAAGGAGUCCAGUAUUGUGGCCUAUAUAUGGAUUAUGUAUUACAAAGGAUAGGCACAAGUACCUUAGUCAAUAUUCUGUGAGCAUGAAGAAAUGAUGUCAAUGGUGUUCUUCUGAGAAGAAUAACUAUAGGAUGCAUACAACCAUAAGGAGAAACCAGGGAAGUGGUCCUGCAAGGGAACUUAGCUAUUUUACCUUAACUGCAAGAAUAAUGAUCAGUGGUCAGAGCUGCAAAUCACCCAACCAGAUGGUACAGACUUGUUUGUGAAUGAUUGGGACUUUAAAGAACACUAAUAAAUAAAAAGAUAAAGGUUAAUGGCCAAUGACAAUUGAGCACAAAUAUUUUUCUGUAAGGUUUCUAGGGUAUUUGGUUGACUCUCAAAUGAAUGAGAUACAGAGUUACUGUCCACUAUUGAAUCUACUAGCCAAUUAUAGCUAAUGAUUUUUAAAUUAAAUACAAUUUAUAUUUAAUCUUCUGGUCACAUUUCAAGUGACCCAUAGCCACACAUGGCUCAUGACUACCAUUGUAGGCUACACACAACAUUCUAGCAAUGCAGAAAAGUUUACUAUAAAGUACUAUCGUGUUUCAAUUGAACUAUUUGUUCUUGAAGAAAAUAGUAGAAGGAAGAAGGAAGGAAGGAAGGAAGGAAGGAAGGAAGGAAAUAUGACAGCUCUUAAACACACCCAAACAUUUUUUCUUAUAACCUAAGAGAAUCCACAAAGAGAAAUAAAGAGAAGACCAGUUGAUAUGGAUUUGUGUCUUUAUAGCGUUUUCUUGGAAAAAAUCACUUCAACUUCCAUGAGUCUCAAUUUUCUAAUUGGAAAAAAAUUUUAAAUAUGUUGUCCCAUAUUUUUUGCAAGAUUGUUUUGCAGACUGAUUAAAUAUACAGAUUGUAAAGACUUUCAAAACCUGACAUCAAUGUAAUCUGUGAAGCACAUCUGUAGGGCCAAGACUGAAUUGCACACAAAGGAAGACUAGUUCAUUAUUCGAAAAAGCAACUAAAGACAAUCGAGGCAAUACAUUCUUGAGGAAAUGCCAAAGCACAUAACAAAACUGCUUGAAUUUCUUUUUGUCUGUUUUUUUUUUUCCUUUUGUCCAUGUGUUUUCUUUUCUGACUUUUUUCCUUAUUUGCCCACUUGCUGUGUCUCUUCCACUUGCCUGGGCUCUUUCUUAUGUGGAGUCACUUGGUGCCUUUGUUUUUCUGCUUUUACACUUUUCUCUUCAUAAUAAAUGGAAUCUUAGGAUCUUAGCAGAGGCUCGUUUGAAAACAAAGCAAAUGAUAAUGCAAACAUUAGUUAUCUCAUAUUUAUUUCAUUUCUAUUACAAAUGUAAGGAGCUAUGAAGUGAAAACAAAAUAUGGUGGAGACUUGUUUUUUAAUGUAAAUUCUGCAAAUGAAGACUUUAUAAAAGGAAUAAAACACUUUAAAGUAUGAUCACAUCCAGAUAAUAUAUGGUGUGGGAAGGCAUCUCAUACAUUUUAUUGAUAAGAAAACCAAGGUUAAAUAAAUAUAAUAAGUCUUUCUGUUGUCAAUAGUGGGUUUUGAACUUAAAAUUCUCAAUUGGUCUUUUUGGUUUCAACCGUUAUUGCUUUCAUUUUUUUGUAAGCAAUUAAGACAAACAAAAAGAUUAAAGGCAUAAUCCAUGACAAAAUCAACUUUAUCUCCUGUAGGGAUGAUCUCUAUAUCUUCUAUAAUACUAUGAAACAUGAAACAACCUUCAUGUAUCCUGUUACUAUCUUAAGAAUGUUGUUAUUCUGUUUCAAAUUCCAUCUCUCAUAGGGUACUUAUGUGUCCUCUCUCCACCUUCUUUGUUGUGGUCCUCAGGUUAGCAAUGCUAUUUGUCUUUGUCAUUUAAGUGUUCUUAUGCCUUUGUUUCAUUCCCACUCAAUUGUAUUUGAAAACUAAUACUGUUUAUUGAAGAAUUUGCAUCUCAUAGAUAAUCAGUUUUUACUUGUUCAUGAAAACUAUUCAGAGACUGUGUCCUGAGAUGAUCUUAUGGGAAAUUUUGACAUCAGAGGUGUUACCUACAAUAUACUCAUAUCAUUGUGUUUUUAUAAAGCACUUUACAUUUUACAGAGUACUUUGAUUCAUCCUUUUACUUGUUCAUACAUUGAACCAUACAAUUAAUUUUACUUUGUUAAAUACCCGCUGGAAGCUACUCUGCAGAUCUUGCGGUAUGGAAAAACAAAGUGGUGUG
This is a messenger RNA of Microtus oregoni (creeping vole), 7095 nucleotides long. RefSeq names its product plexin domain containing 2 (gene Plxdc2). Lineage: Eukaryota; Metazoa; Chordata; Mammalia; Rodentia; Cricetidae. The coding region runs from base 814 to 2406 and encodes 530 amino acids. The transcript is spliced from 14 exons. The record is from RefSeq and is a predicted model, not a curated record.